CGAAAUUCAAUUAACUCCGCUCCCUGCUACGCUCUUGCGCAUCCCCCCAUAUACCCGCAGUCUGCAUUCAUCAGACCUACAACAUCGCAGCAGGUUGCGCUUUCAACUUCCGGACAACCAAAACGCUACUGAGCUGUUGCACACACCACCACCAUGGCUGCCCUUGCUUCCAAGCAGCAGUCGCUGAAGAUCUUUGAGAAACUGAAGACUAAGCCUGCAAACAAGAUCUGCUUCGACUGCGGCGCCAAGUAUCCAACCUGGACGUCAGUCCCCUUUGGCAUCUACCUCUGCCUUGACUGCUCAUCCAACCACCGAAACCUUGGUGUCCACAUCUCCUUCGUCCGAUCCACCAACCUCGACCAAUGGCAAUGGGAUCAGCUGCGCUUGAUGAAGGUCGGCGGCAAUGAGUCGGCCACCAAGUUCUUCCAGCAAAACGGAGGAACCGCCGCUCUCAACAGCAAGGACCCCAAGACCAAGUACCAAUCCAAUGCUGCGACCAAGUACAAGGACGAGUUGAAGCGCCGCGCGGCAAGGGACGCCCAAGAGUAUGCUAGAUACCCUGGCGAGGUUGUCAUCAACGACGCUCCCGAUGCCGACACCUCGACCCCCGCUGGCGAGCCCGACGAUGAUUUUUUCUCAUCCUGGGACAAGCCGUCCAUCAAGAAGCCCACCCCUCCCAUUUCUCGUACAGCAACCCCUCCUACUGUCGGCCGAACCCCUUCCCCCUUCCUCAAUACCAACAAUGGCGCCGGCAAGGACGUUGCUCGAUCUUCCUCGCCUCUGGCCAAGACCGAAGCCGACAACAAGCCUGCUGCCAGCCGCAUAACCACCUCUGCCGCCCUUCGCAAGACGACCGCCACUGGCGCUCCCCGCAAGGCCAACAUCCUCGGUGCCAAGAAGGCACCCAAGCUUGGCGUUAAGAAGGUCACUAGUGACAUUAUCGACUUCGACGAGGCCGAGAAAAAGGCCAAGGAGGAGGCCGAACGCAUCGCAAAGCUGGGCUAUGACCCUGAGGCUGAGGAGGAGAAGAAGGCUGCUACCAAGGCGGACUCCGUCGUAGCUCCUACCCCUGCCAGCCCCCAGGGCGGCUACGGAUCCUCCAGCCACACCCGCCAGAAGUCCAACGCAGAGGUGGAGCGCCUGGGCAUGGGUGUUGCCAGACUGGGCUUUGGUCAGGUUGGUGGACCCAAGGGCGCGGCAGCACCCAAGAAGGCCGGCACCGGGGGCUUCGGCUCCGUUGGACCCAUCAAGGCCAAGACUGAGGAUGACAGUGAGAACUACGCUCGUAGCAAGUUUGGCACCCAGAAGGGUAUCUCCUCUGAUGAGUUCUUCGGCAAGGGUUCGUUCGAUCCCAACGCUCAGGCCGAGGCAAAGGGACGUUUGCAAGGCUUCGAGGGUGCCACCUCAAUCUCGUCCAAUGCAUACUUCGGUCGCCCCGAGGACGAGCCCACGGAAGAAUACGGCGACCUCGAGGGCGCCGCCAAGGACUUCAUCCGCAGAUUCGGAAUCACGGCUGGCGACGACCUCGAGAACCUCACUCAGCUGGCAGGCGAGGCCAGCCAGAAGCUGCAGGGCGCUAUCCGCGCUUACCUUGGAAGCUGAGCGGGGUGAAUGUGACAAGAAAGUUAGAAAUACAGGGUCGGUGUGGCUCCUUUUCCUUGCCGACAACGAUCCGAGAGAGGCGUCCCAUACUCCGUCACAUUGGAGGACGGAUAACAGUUCUGGGGGCCCUGUCAUAAAGGGUAGAAGAGGAACGAACGGGAACAUUGAAAAACGCUAGGCGGGUGCGAGUAGAGAUACCUUGUGCGUUGUGCCAUGGACUAUUAGUGAAAUCUCGGGUUGGGUAGGGAAGG
This is a messenger RNA of Colletotrichum destructivum, 1853 nucleotides long. RefSeq names its product Putative Arf GTPase activating protein. Gene Ontology annotation, biological process: COPI coating of Golgi vesicle. Gene Ontology annotation, molecular function: GTPase activator activity. The coding region runs from base 154 to 1602 and encodes 482 amino acids. The transcript is spliced from 5 exons. The record is from RefSeq and is a predicted model, not a curated record. NCBI's taxonomy places the organism in Eukaryota, Fungi, Ascomycota, Sordariomycetes, Glomerellales, Glomerellaceae.